Molecule: messenger RNA, 1508 nt
Organism: Pygocentrus nattereri (red-bellied piranha)
Lineage: Eukaryota; Metazoa; Chordata; Actinopteri; Characiformes; Serrasalmidae
Gene: dusp11
Product: dual specificity phosphatase 11 (RNA/RNP complex 1-interacting)
Exons: 10
Coding region: 110-1081 (323 amino acids)
Biological process (GO): protein dephosphorylation
Molecular function (GO): polynucleotide 5'-phosphatase activity; protein tyrosine/serine/threonine phosphatase activity
Source: RefSeq, a predicted model, not a curated record
GUUUAUGUCGCUGGCCGAUAGGUGGCGCUAUGCGCUGUUUUUGUGCCCGGCGGCGUGACGUCACUGGACUCGUGGAGGUUCCGGCUGGCUGCUGCUGUGGGCUGUGAUUAUGCCUUCACAUAAGAAAAUCCCGGACAGAUGGACUGAAUACAGUGCAGUGGGAAAGAGGAUUCCUGGAACUCGCUUCAUCGCCUUUAAAGUCCCUUUAAAACAGUCUUUAAGAAACUGUCUGCAUCAGUCUGAGGCCUUCGGGCCAUUCGAACUUCUGCACAUGUUGGAGAAGCAGGGUCAGGAACUCGGACUCCUCAUCGACCUUACCUUCACCACCCGCUACUACAAACCACAGGACUUGCCAGACUCGUGGCACUAUCUGAAGAUUUUCACUGCAGGGCAGGAAGUGCCGAGUGAUGCCACUAUUCUGAGCUUUAAGAAGGCUGUGAGAAGGUUUCUGUGUGACAAUGAAAAUAAUGAUAAACUGAUUGGGGUUCAUUGCACCCAUGGUUUGAACCGGACAGGCUACCUUGUGUGCAGGUAUCUGAUUGAUGUGGAUGGUGUUGAUCCCCAUGAGGCCAUCGACUUGUUUAACAGAUCACGGGGUCACACUAUAGAGAGACAAAAUUACCUGGAUGAUCUCAGAUCCGGCCCAAAGCGCAGUAAUGAGGGGAUGGAGGAACCUGACAAGGAGCCGGUUCAGGGUGGGGCGAUACAGGGGUCUUCAUCCAGACCAGAGACAACAAACCCCCCCUACUUCAGCAGCAGUGGACCACCCCAACACAAUCACAUAAUGCCAUUUCAACCGAGAGAAGCAAACCACCAUCUGAGGUUCAGACCAGGCAGAGAGCCAAUGUUGCUGCCACCCCCUCCUGCCCCAUGGCCCCACAGGCCAGUCAAUCAGAGUUUCCGUCAGGGCCAUUACUGCAACCCCACGCCAUAUCCCACCUUCCUUCCCCGGUACAGGUUUGAGGAGCCUUGGGGGGGUGGAGCCCCGGCUUUCACCCCAGGGGGUCAGGAAGUGCUUCGGGAGCCCCGCAGGAAGUCACGACACAGAUACGGAAAGUCGCGGAACGGACGGACAAAAUGAGAUAACCUUCAGCAGCAGCAACUCUGUCACCUCUGUUCUCAGCUGAUGUGGUCAUUUUAACCCAACAUUCACUAUUUUACACUAAAAAAUAGUGACUCUGUCAAGAGGAAAAUGCUGGUACAGUUCAUCACUCUGUUCUUUACUCGGCCUGUUUACUCUUGGCCCGUUAGAGCUGCAUCGAAUCGCUGCUGAAUAUUUAUCUUCCGAAAGUCAGGUGUUCCAUGGAUGGAUUUUACUACUUAACUGAAUGUUAAACUGAUGUGAUGCUUUUUUCCCCCUGUGUUGCUGUUAAAGCCUACUUGGGGAGCAGCUCUCCUUGCCUUUUCUUUCUGAAAUGAUCUUUCAGCUUUUUUUGGGAAAUGGAGAUCCUGCUACUUGGUGUAUGUUCAGAGUGUGCAAAUAAAGGACAUUCUGGUUGGUCAGGUUA